This is a messenger RNA of Ustilago hordei, 384 nucleotides long. RefSeq names its product putative GIM3 - Gim complex component. The record is from RefSeq and is a predicted model, not a curated record. The transcript has 2 exons. The coding region runs from base 1 to 384 and encodes 127 amino acids. Gene Ontology annotation, cellular component: prefoldin complex; cytoplasm. Gene Ontology annotation, biological process: protein folding. NCBI's taxonomy places the organism in Eukaryota, Fungi, Basidiomycota, Ustilaginomycetes, Ustilaginales, Ustilaginaceae.
AUGCGUAUGCUCAAGGAACAAGAUCAGAACGAAAUAGAAGUAACAUGGAUUGAUCAACAAGCCAUCAAUUCCUUCUCCCGUCUCAACUCGACCUAUUCGGACAUCGAACAUGAUCUCUCUCUCAAAAAGGAACAACUUGAAUCACUCGAGGAUUUAAGUAUGGAGUUGGAAUUGGCAGAUGAAGAUGAACCCGUCAUGUAUAAAGUUGGAGAUGCAUUUGUAAGCUUACAGCACGAACAAGCUAUGGAGAGGCUGGACAAGGAUAAAGAGGCAGUGGGAGAAGAGGUAAAGGAAUUGGAAGGCAAACUGGAGCAGUAUGAAGAAGAGAUGAAAGGGUUGAAGGUGAAACUCUAUGCCAAGUUCGGUGACAACAUCAGUAGGUAA